Molecule: messenger RNA, 1079 nt
Organism: Coffea arabica (coffee)
Lineage: Eukaryota; Viridiplantae; Streptophyta; Magnoliopsida; Gentianales; Rubiaceae
Source: RefSeq, a predicted model, not a curated record
AUGGCGUGUUUUUCUUACAAUCUGGUGAGAAGAUGCUCUGGAAGAGGAGAGGAUGGGAGUGUGAAAUGUGGAAGUAGUGGACGGUGUCACUGCUCAAGGAAAAGGAAACACAGGGUGAAGAGAUCAAUCAAAGUACCUGCUAUCAGUAACAAGCUUGCGGAUAUCCCUCCCGAUGAGUACUCUUGGAGGAAGUAUGGCCAGAAACCAAUCAAAGGUUCACCUCAUCCCAGGGGAUACUACAAGUGCAGCAACAUGAGAGGCUGCCCUGCCAUAAAGCAUGUGGGAUGCUUGGAGGAGCCUUCAAUGCUGAUUGUCACCUACGAAGGAGAACAUAACCAUCCAAGAUUGCCAUCACAAUCAGCAAAUACGUGAGACUUGUGGUCAUCAAGCUUUUGGUUGUCCCGAUUGCUCCUGUACACAUCAUGUCGCACUUGUUCAAGCUUGAGGUACAGGGGAACGAGCGUCUGGUGAAAAAAAAAAGAAGAGAAGUUGGAUUUUGAACCUUAUUAGGUCUGGGAGCAUACAUUCUUGUUGUCAUGAUUUUAGAAUUAGAUGGGCUGUCAUGAUUUUCAUUCUUGUUGCUAUUGUUGUUAUUUCGUUUACCUGUCUUAUUUAGAGCAAUUGAGUUAUAAUAGGUUGUGCUUCACGGGUGGACUUGAUGCUUCUCUCACGUGUUAAGAUAUUUAUUUUUCCUGGUUGUUUUUCAGCACCAUUGAACCUUAGAGGUGAUCUAGAAGUGGAAAAAGGAGGGCUGACUGAGUACCUUGCCACUUGCUGUGGCCAUGGGAAGUUGUAGAUGCAGGCCAACUGGAUUUGUUCAAAGCUCUGGUCACUAAGUUUUUUCCUGUAAAAUGUUCACAUGAACAUUGGUGACGUGUUGUACAUAUUUUUACUUUUGUAACCAUUAUUUACUACCUGGGCAACUGAUAUUUUUGGGACCGUUUUCCAUUUGGAGAUGUGAUUUUCAUUUUUGUUGAGCAAUAUUUUAUAUUUUGGCAUAUAUUUGCCUCUGUAUGUAUUGAAUUGUUCCAGAUUUUUGAUCCAACUGAGGCUGACAACAUUUAAAGCAGGGAUUUGAG